ACAAUUGAUGUUGAAGCUGUUGAAGGUAGAAUGGUGUCAUUAUCCUGUCCAAUAGCAGCACCUUUAGAUGAUGUUUAUAUGGUUUUAUGGUUUAGAGAUAAUGCUGGUAUACCAUUAUAUAGUUUUGAUGUUCGUGACAAAUCAAAGCCAGAUUCAUUACAACAUUGGUCUGCUCCCGAUGCAUUUGGACCCAGAGCUCAUUUCAAUUUUAAUUCAUCACCAGCAUCAUUAGAUAUUAAGGAUAUCAAACGUCACGACCAAGGAAUUUAUAGAUGCCGUGUUGAUUUUCGAACAAGCCAAACACAAAGUUUUCGAUACAAUUUAUCAGUUAUAAUUCUACCAGAACAGCCAAUCAUAUUAGAUCGAUGGGGACGUCAAUUGAAUGGUACAAUGUUAGGACCAAAACAAGAAGGCGAUGAUAUUGUUAUUACCUGUCGAGUUGUUGGAGGUCGACCCCAACCUCAAGUAAGAUGGUUAGUUAAUGGCCUUUUAGUUGAUAAUCAAUAUGAACAUAAUUCUGGUGAUGUUAUUGAAAAUCGUUUAUUAUGGCCAUCAGUACAACGUACAGAUCUUCAGUCAGUAUUUACAUGUCAAGCAAUCAAUACACUAUUAGUGAAACCAAAAGAGAAAAGUUUUAUUCUUGAUAUGCAUUUAAAACCUUUAACAGUUAAAAUAAUUGAUCCACCUGUAUCAAUGGUAGCUGAUCGUCGUUAUGAAGUUAUUUGUGAAAGUUCCGGCAGUCGACCCAAUGCUAUUAUAACAUGGUAUAAAGGAAAACGUCAAUUAAGAAGAACAAGAGAUGAAAUUCUAAAUAAUAAUGUCAGCCGUUCUGAAUUAAGUUUUGUGCCAACAACAGAUGAUGAUGGUAAAUCAAUAACAUGUCGUUCAGAGAAUCCAAAUGUCACCGGAUUAUUUUUGGAAACCCUAUGGAAAUUAAAUGUUGUUUAUCCACCAUUGGUCACAUUAAGAUUAGGUUCAACAUUAUCACCGGUCGAUAUAAAAGAGGGUGACGAUGUUUAUUUUGAAUGUCACGUCCAAUCGAAUCCCCAAUGGAGGAAAUUGUUAUGGUUACAUAAUGGAAUUCAUCUGGAACAUAAUACUUCUGCUCGUGUUAUUCGUUCAAAUCAAAGUUUAGUAUUGCAGGCUAUAACAAGACAUAAUGCUGGUAAUUAUGCUUGCAGUGCUAUCAAUGAUGAAGGCGAAACAGUUAGUAAUCAUUUGCCGUUAAGAGUUAAAUAUGCCCCGAUAUGUAAACAUAUGGAUCGUGUUAUAUUAAUUGGAGCUUCAAAAGAUGAAACUGUGGAAGUUUCUUGUGAAAUUCAAGCAGAUCCACCACCAAGGAGUUUCCGAUGGAAAUUUAAUAAUUCUGGUGAAACAUUAGAUGUUGGGAGUGAAAGAUUUAGUACAAAUGGCAGUCGUAGUAUAUUAAAAUAUACACCAGUUACAGAUCAGGACUAUGGAACAUUAUCAUGUUGGGCUAUUAAUGAAGUUGGUACACAACGUCAACCUUGCAUGUUUCAAGUUGUUUUAGCUGGACUACCAAGUAUUGUCAAUAAUUGUACGGUAUACAAUAAAACUGAUUUAAGUGUUGAAAUUCAAUGUAUACCAGGUUAUGAUGGUGGAUUACCACAAAUAUUUGUUCUUGAAAUGGUGUCAAUCAAAACUGGUAUAACAAGAUUUAAUUUAACAAAUCCAGAUGAACCACAAUUUCUAUUAGAUAAUUUGGAUACAUUAACAACAAUGAUGACAAGUGAAAAUAAUUCACUUAAGGUACGAAUAUAUGCUGUCAAUCAAAAAGGACGAAGUCUUGGAUAUCAAAUAAAUGAUUUUAUAAUCGGUUCAACAACACACAAGACAGAAGAUGACAACUCAUUUGGUUUAUCACCGAUUUUAGUUGGAAUCGUUUUAACAAUUAUUGUCAUUAGUUUAGCAGUAGCACUUCGUAUAUUUAUCGUGACAUUUCUUCAAAAUUUAAGAAGAAAUCGCGAAAUGCAAGGAACCAAAUGUGCACCUGGAAGUUCAGUAACACAAACAGUUAAAAAUGAUUCGUUUAAGAGUGGCAAUUUAGAUAAGCCAAGAUGGCAACAUACUGACAUUAAAACAAAAUCUGUAGCUGAUGAAAUAGUUGAAGAUGAAAGGGAUCCAGAUGUUAUACCACAAUAUGUUGGGGCUGGAAUUACAUCAACAUCAUCAACUGAACAUCAUUAUACACCGCCACCAUUAACAAAAUGGUCUCCUAAUAAUCCGAAUCAUGCAAUUUUUGAUACUGUUCUACAAGCUAAUGUUAUGAACAGUAAUACAACUACAAUUCCUCAUGCAUAUAGUCAACUUAAUCAAAGAGGUGGUGUUAAUGCUAAUGUAAGUGGUGUCGGUGUUGGUGUUGGUCCAAUGCCAAUUUUAAAUGGAACAUUACCAUCAUCACGUAAUUCUAUGCAUAAUAUGGGUAUUAUAUCACCAAAUAGUAAUAGUAAUUUAAGUAUUACUUGUGGUAUUAGUGGUGGUGGUGUUAUUGGCGGUAGCGGGAAUAUUAAUAAUACGACAAGUGGUAUAACAACAAAUGUUAUACAAAAUGCAUUAGCUGCAACAACAGGUGGUUUAACUGGAAGUGGUAGCUCUAAUUUAAUACAUACUGGUACCAUAAGUUCCAAUAUGAAUCCUCAUCAUAGAACAACAAUAACAACUGGUGUAGGUGGUAGCGGUGGUAGUGGUGGCGGUGGAAAUAGUGGAAUUAUUAGUAGUAGCGGUGGUAGUGGUGGUGGUACAUUAGGUCGUUUAUUACCAACAAUACAACAACAUUCAAAUAGCGGUAAUUAUAUUACAACAACAACAACAAAUUCUACAUUAAACAAUACAAUAAAUAAUUUAAAUAAUAAUAAUGGAUCAUUGAAUGAUCUCGAAGAUAAUAUUAAUAUAAAUGCUAUUAAAGAUUGUUUAAUGACACAACGAGUACCAGAGAGUUGUGUUUGAGUUUUUGAAAGAUUUGUUUAGAUAAUAUUAUUAUAAUAAUAUGUAGCUAUAAAUAUAGCUUUUUUUUUAUACAAAAACACAUACACGCAUAUAUAUAUAUAUAUAUAUUUACAUAAAUAAAUUAAUUAUAAUUUUCCAUUUGAUAGUUGGUAUUCAAAUAUUGUGCAGUUUAUCCUUGAAAAUUGUUUUAUAUUACCGGUUAAAGUUUUCGAAUUUAUCAAUUACUAACAAAGCUCUUAUCGAAUUAAAUGUUUUCUAUUUUUUAUAGAUUUUUAUAUCUCAUUAAUUGAAAUUUCAAAAAAUUUUUACAACUAAAUCGAAAAUCAACGCAUACCUGAGAAGGCGAUUCAACAAGAACUAAUACUUAAUUAAAUUGGAUCAAAAUUUGUGACAUAUUAUUUUCGAAUUUCUUCAUUACAAGAAACCAACUAUCAAUUUAAAUAAAUCAAAGAAAACUAUCCAAUAAGAGAGAUCAGUUUUCACUUUCCAAUUUUAGAGUGACCAUUUUAUAUAAAGACAUAAACUUUUGGCUUUUCUCUCUUCCUGAAAUAUAAUCCUUUUAAGUUGACAUAUCUAUAUCAAA
This is a messenger RNA of Condylostylus longicornis, 3550 nucleotides long. RefSeq lists its product as uncharacterized. The transcript is spliced from 18 exons. NCBI's taxonomy places the organism in Eukaryota, Metazoa, Arthropoda, Insecta, Diptera, Dolichopodidae. Bases 31 to 2967 code for a protein of 978 amino acids. The record is from RefSeq and is a predicted model, not a curated record.